AUGGGCGACCCCGUGGAAUGUAUAGGCGUCUACGUCGACGACCGCGUCCGUUCGGAACGGUGGGUGCGCCGGAAUUCGGUCGCUACGUCGACACUGUCCUCUGUCGGUUCCUUGGCAUCCCCCGAUGAGCCAGACGCUCUACAAUUCGAUGUAGAGCAACUGCUGGACGUGUGUAAGAAGAUCUACCUCUGUCACACCGGAUUAUCCUUUGCGACCAAGCUGGCCGAGCUCAGCGACCACUCCAGCAGCGAAUGUGCCCCGAUAUUCGCUUUCUGUGGCAUUGAUUUUCGCACUGACGAAUCUAAUCUGGCCCGACGGAAAGCCGGUCGCGUCUCGUGGGGAGAUACCGCCCCCCAUCUCCCGGGGUUGUCGCUCCUCUCUGGUGUGUCUACGGAUAUUCAAGUGCAAGAUGGUCCCAGUCUUGUCGUUCCCAUCGCCCUCCUGCGCACCGCUGGUUCGGAUGCGCCCAUCGGCGCCACGACAGACCCUACCAGCGAACCGCAAAUGAAAAGUCCAGUCACCCUGGAGCACAAGCAGAUCGCUCGAUGCCUCGAUGCGGGCGCGAUGGAUGUCUUGCUUACUCCACUCGAUCAAUCCCGCAUCCAGGGGCUGGUGGUCCAUGCGUACCGGGCGCGCCGAAAUGCCCAGAAGGAGAUGUCUCGCUUCCUCGCACGGAAGAAACUGCGCAAGCUGUCGUGGGUGGGUGUCCAUGAAGAAGAGCCGUAUUCGUAUUUGAGAGAGGCCAUGGUGUCAAAACUCAUGAAAGGCAUUUGCAACCCCGAGGAAAUCAUCGAGGAGUUCCAGGAACGCGAUCUGCAUGUGAACCCCGAACGCCAAGCUUUGAUCAAGGAGCAGGUCGGAAGCUGGAAUUUCUCUGCCCACGAUUUCUCUGAAGACGAGUUGGUUUUUGGUGCCUGCCAGAUGAUCACGCAUGCUUUCAGUCUACCCGGGCUGGAACAUUGGCGGCUGACUCCCGGGGAAUUGCAAACCUUCCUUCUCGCCUGCCGGGCGGCUUACAACUCUUUCGUCCUCUAUCAUAACUUCCGCCAUGCCAUCGACGUCUUGCAAUCUGUGUUUUGUUUCUUGCUUCAUAUCGGUGCUCUCCCACCAUACGAACCGAUUGGCCAGAAGCCCGUUACGAAAUCUCCCGUCGCCUCUCUUAUUACUCCCUUUGACGCACUCACUCUUCUGAUCUCGGCGAUUGGUCAUGACGUCGGCCAUCCUGGAGUCAACAACUUUUUCCUGGUGAAGCUGAACGCUCCUUUGGCACAGCUGUACAAUGAUAACUCCGUUCUCGAAGCCUUCCACUGUGCAGCUUUCUCCCAAAUCCUUCGCCGCCACUGGCCCGCUGCGUUCAAGGACAAGCAACUCCGGAAGCUACUCAUCAGCUCUAUUCUGGCAACCGACAUGGGUGUGCAUCAGAAGUUUAUGGAACGGAUGGGGACACUGCAAGAGAAGUUCUACGCGAACAACAAGUCGGUCGAUGGCUGGAAACCCCAGGAUAUCGAGAUGUACAAAACCCUUGUGUGCGGUCUUUUGAUCAAGGGCGCCGAUAUCAGUAACGUGGCGCGACCGUGGACGGUUGCAGAGAAAUGGACACAGAUCCUGCAAGAGGAAUUCGCCAACCAAGGUGAGAUGGAGAAAGAAGUCGGUAUGGAGACUGCGCUCUUCGGCGGACCACCGGAGCUGGGCAAUAUCUAUAAGCUGGCUACGAGUCAGAUCGGGUUCAUGUCCAUCUUCGCCCUUCCCCUCUUUGAAGGUAUAUCCGACCUCUUGCCACAGUUGCAAUUCAUGGGCGACCAUAUCCGUCGCAAUCAGGCUCAGUGGCAGCAACAUGCCAACCACGAACUGUACAAACAAGGCCUACACGUUCAAGAACGGGCGGAGAUUGCGGUCUCGCCUCGCUCUCAUAGCCCCGCCGUUCCGGCUGUCGAGUCCAGCGAGAGUACACCCAGGGCUGCUCCUGCCGAUCAAGAGUUUGCUCCAGAUGAUCCCGAUUCACCUGUAUCAUCAGAUCGCACGGAAUCACAGCCUCGCGGCUACAACGAGAACAACAUCGAGCCCGUGGUGUCCCCAGACACUGCAGGUCCGCAAAUUGAGAUCACUGGAACUCCCAUCGCGCCGGAUGUGACAUCCUCUCGAAAAUCGUCCAGCGCUGUGCCCGAUCUCUCAUAUUUCUCCAUCCCGGCGGCGCCACAAUCAGCACGGGGAUCGAGUGCAACCCAAUAUCAAAAUCCCAUUACUGAUAACACUACACGCCCUUCUGGAGACCCGGCCGUCUUGGCUGCUGCCUUAUAUGCGAACUCGACUACAAACAGCAACAACGCAUCGGCAAACACCGAAAAACGCGAUUAUACAAACGAUCUAGCAGCCAACGAACGACCGAGUAGCUCUCGUCAAGGCCAGCAACCCGGAUCGACACGUCACCAUGCGCACCACAGCUCAUCCGUCCGAACCUCGGGCCCGUCAAGUUCCAACCGCAACAGCUGCACUCGUACCCAGAGUGUUAGCACCUACAGCAACAACAUGACCCCGAUCUCGCCUGCAACCAACGCUACCAGUUUUCUGCAGGUGGACAGCGGGGAUGAGAAACGUGUCUCGGAUGAAAGCGCUCCCCAGAGCGAUCUUGGGGCUCCUGAUGACAGCAGUACGCGACCUAGCACAUCAUAUGCUUCCCAUCUCGGAGAUCAGGAGAGCAACUACAGCCGAAGUCUCAGCUUCACCAAAGACGUUGGUCAUGAGGAUGGACAUCACCAUGACUUCUCUCAUGCCGCCCUGAACGGUACACGCAGCCCGACCCAGCAGUCCACCACGACUGGUGAAAGUAUCAAGAAUGAAAGUCCACAGGGAUCUCCCGAGGACUCUCACAACAGUGUCUUCCAGCGUCUCCCUAAGCGACGUAGUCGGCUGCGGCUUGCAUUUUGGAAACGGCGUAACCACCACCAGCAGGAAGUUCAUGGUGAAUCUUGA
Penicillium daleae is the source of this 2970-nucleotide messenger RNA. It is a transcript of the gene pdeB, whose product is annotated as 3',5'-cyclic-nucleotide phosphodiesterase PDE2. NCBI's taxonomy places the organism in Eukaryota, Fungi, Ascomycota, Eurotiomycetes, Eurotiales, Aspergillaceae. Bases 1 to 2970 code for a protein of 989 amino acids. The record is from RefSeq and is a predicted model, not a curated record. Gene Ontology annotation, molecular function: 3',5'-cyclic-nucleotide phosphodiesterase activity. The transcript is spliced from 3 exons. Gene Ontology annotation, biological process: signal transduction.